UGCUGAGUAAAUGCUGACCCGAAGGAUUUGGUGCUAAACCCUAGAGAAGCGAGAUAGAACGCUUGCCAGCGAGUGAUGAGGAAGAAACGGAGCUGAGAAACGAUGGCAAUGGCAUCAAUCGCGCUUCCAGCUUUCGCAUUACUGCCUUCAACUCCGAAAUUUCGUGACCAACCCUGUCAACAAAGGUGCUUGAGACUGCAUGGACAUCACCAACUCUCUCCCACAUGCUCUAUGAAAGUGUCCAUGGCAGAAUUUGGUGAACCAAAUAAGGUCAAGAUGCAGAUCAAUGUUGCGAGGGAGAAGUUGUGGGAAGCCACUCCUGACUCGGUUAAAGAAAUUCCAUGGAAGAAAGCAGAGAAAAUACUGCUUGAGCGACUGCUUCUUCUGGGACAGAACACAUUAAAGUGGACUCUUGUCAUUUUCUUUAUUUUUAGCUCCUUAUACGAUGUCAUAUUUUCCAUCUCAAGAAACCAAGAACUGAUAAUUCCAUGUGGUCUGUUUGUUGGCUGCUUGAUGACUAACUUCUUGAAAGAGAUAUCAAAUGAACUGUUUCGCAACUCAGAGAUGCGAUUGCUGCAACAGGAGCAAGGUUUGAACUGGCAGCUUGUGGGCAUCGGAUGCUUCUUUGUUCUUUUGAAGUUUCUCUCUGGAAGUUUAGUGUUACCAGCAAGGUUGUUUCUUUUUCACUUUGCAAAUGGUGGGUUAAUGCAACUUUUGUGGCUGUGGAGAAGCUUACCAGAAGAGAGAGAGAAAUGAAAGUACCACUGCUGUGAGUACAUUAAAGAGCUUAAUUCAGAAGCUCAUAUAACAAAAUAUUUUAGGGCCGUUUCUGUACCAACCAUUUGAGUUUGAUUUGUUCUGAUAUUUUUGCCUUGAGAACUGGCUUGGACCCUUUGUAAUACUGGCUGAUGUUUUUGCACAUUUAUCAGCUGGGAUUGUGCAGUAAUUUCAGAAGAAGUAAAGCAUUUUAUGGUACUUCAUUUUUCC
Molecule: messenger RNA, 987 nt
Organism: Juglans microcarpa x Juglans regia
Lineage: Eukaryota; Viridiplantae; Streptophyta; Magnoliopsida; Fagales; Juglandaceae
Exons: 3
Coding region: 103-756 (217 amino acids)
Source: RefSeq, a predicted model, not a curated record